Molecule: messenger RNA, 1706 nt
Organism: Cornus florida
Lineage: Eukaryota; Viridiplantae; Streptophyta; Magnoliopsida; Cornales; Cornaceae
Exons: 1
Coding region: 109-1443 (444 amino acids)
Biological process (GO): protein ubiquitination
Cellular component (GO): cytoplasm
Molecular function (GO): ubiquitin protein ligase activity
Source: RefSeq, a predicted model, not a curated record
CCACACGCGCAGUAAUUUCAGACAUGGAACGCCCUUACAAACGCAACAAAAAUUGUCCCUCGCCUGAAAACCAACCCACACCACGCGGGAUUCCACAAAUCGUCGUCAAUGGCUAAUGUCUCAAACCUUCACCUGCACGAAGACGACUUUGUGGUGACCCUCGACUCUGCCCCUUACUGCUUUCACGACUUCCACAGUUUCGACGUCUACGGCUCAGAUUCCGAAUCCCCAAUGUCCAAUCUUGGCCUUGGUGGCGCUCAAAUCACAGCCCUCCGUCAACGCCACCCCAAUCGAAUUCGAGGGUCUGGCGACAUUUCUGGGUUCAAUUCGAUCUCGAACGUCGAUUUCUUCGACUGCCACAGCCAGGUAAACUUCGUGGACAUGUUUCAACGACGUGUUGAACAAUCAUCGUCGGUUGUAGUAGAUGAUAAUGAUUUUGCGUCGAAUUUGGAUCUGAAUUUUGGGGUUAUUGAAGGGGAUGAGGAAAUGGGUUCGAACCAUUUGGAGCUAGAUCUGGGUUUAGGUUUAGGGUUAGGGUUUUGUAGGGAUCGGCAUGGUUUUGCUGGGGAUGAUGAUAGUUGUGGGUCUAUGGUGGCUAAUCCUAGUGAUGACUUCUUUAUGUCGAGAAGGGGCUCUGUGUCUGAAUCGUGCGAGUCAUCCACGGUUUCCGGUGAUGCGGAUCAAUUUUUAGGUAAUUUGAGGGUUGUUGGGAUCGAUUCAGAUUCGGAAGUGGAUGUAAUUGGAGCUUUAAAUUCAGAGGAUGAUUAUAAUGUAUGUGAUGAUAAUACGGGCGUUGGGAUUCAUUUGGAUUCCUUUCAAUUUCAUUUGGAUACGUUUCCAUUGGAGGAUCAAAGGGAUGGGAAUGAAGGUUUUGAGUGGGAGGAAGUGGAUGGUAGAGUUGAUGAAAGGGAAGUUAUGAGUAUGUUCUUUGCUGAUAUUGAUGAAGAUCUGGAAGCAUCGGUUUCAGCUGUAAUUGAGUCCCAAGAAGAAGUGGGUGUAGAGAGAGUGGGUGUAUUGGGGAAUUCUGAGUGGGAAGUUUUGCUAAAUGUUAACAAUUUCGAGUCCAACACAGAACUAGAACAUGAGAGUGUGCCUUACUUGGAGGAUCACGACUACGAGAUGAUAUUUGGUCAAUUCACGGAGAAUGAAAAUGCUUUGGUGGUUAGGCCAUCUGCUUCAAAAAAUGUUGUUAAAUAUCUUCCAUCGGUGGUCUUAACUCAAGAAGAUUUGGAUAACAACAAUGCCCUUUGUGCAAUUUGUAAGGAUGACAUAAAUGCUGGUGAACAAGCAAAGCAGCUACCAUGUUUCCACCGGUACCAUGGGGACUGCAUUCUACCGUGGCUGAACAUUCGGAAUACCUGCCCCGUUUGUCGGUAUGAAUUGCCCACAGAUGAUCCUGUUUAUGAACGUAGAAGGACCCAAAGAGCUGAUCGUGUCCAGUGAAGGUGCUAUAAGGUUAUAUAUGGUUUUGAAGUUUAUAUUGAUUAUUAACUUGUGCCAAUUGUAGAUAACCUUUUUGGUAAAAGGCCCAUUUUCGGUUUUGAGGAUAUUGACAUUCUUAUUUAUUCUGUAUGUGAUUGUUGAAAUAUUAGAAUGUAGUGUAGCUAGGUUGCAAACUUGGGAAACUCGCAACUUUUCAAUGAUACAUAAAUGGUUGUUUUUGUAUUUGUUUUUUUGGUUGAGAAACAGUAUUUUUUUUCUUUUUU